UGUGUAUGUUUAUAUUUGUAGUUGAUGGCCUUGAUGCACAUUGAUGAACCUCAUACUUUGGUGGGCGUUGGCAAGAAAAGGUGUUCCACUGAAAUAUAUAGAUAUCAUCAAGGAUAUGUAUGAGGGGGCAACUAAGAGUGUGCGGACUACGGUGGGGAGGACAGAAGAGUUUCCUAUUACGAUCGGAGUGCAUCAAGGUUCUGCACUUAGUCCCUUUCUCUUUGCUCUAGUCAUGGACGAAAUAACGAGGUCAGUUCAAGAUGAUAUACCAUGGUGUAUGAUGUUUGCGGAUGAUAUUGUGUUGAUUGAUGAGACAAAGGAAGGUGUUGAGAGUAAGUUGGAAUUGUGGAGGCAUACAUUAGAAGCCCGUGGUUUUAGAUUGAGCAGAAGUAAGACGGAGUAUAUGGAGUGCAAGUUCAGUGGGGUUACAAGCAGCGAGGCGGGGGCGGUCACUUUGGAUAGCAAAGUGGUUCAAGGAUCGAACGUCUUCCGUUACCUAGGAUCCAUUCUCCAAAAGGAUGGAGAACUGGAUGGAGACGUGGCGCAUAGAAUUAACGCGGGUUGGUUAAAGUGGAAAAGUGCCACCGGAUUCCUUUGUGAUUCCGGCAUUCCCCAAAGAUUGAAGGGAAAGUUCUACCGCACUGCAAUUAGGCCUGCUUUGUUAUAUGGCACCGAAUGUUGGGCGGUGAAACAAUGCCACGUUCAUAAGAUGAACGUGGCGGAGAUGCGUAUGUUGCGGUGGAUGUGUGGCCACACAAGGAAGGACCGAUUAAGAAAUGAAGUGAUCCGGGAAAAAGUUGGAGUUGCAUCCAUUGAAGAAAAGAUGAGGGAGAAUCGGUUAAGAUGGUUUGGUCAUGUGAAAAGGAGAUCAGGAGAUGCACCGGUGAGAAGAAUUGAAGAGUGGAGGAGUAAUCAAAUUGUAAAGGGUAGGGGAAGACCUAAGAUGACUUGGCUGAGGGUAAUUGAAAGUGUAUGAGGUUACUUGGGAUUGAGGAGAGCAUGACGUUGGAUAGAAGUGGGUGGAGGGGUAGUAUCUAGUGGAGGAAGGGGUCUGAUUACUGCAUUUAUUUGUUUUCUCAAUUGUGUUGGUAUUAAAACCUUUUGCUAAAAACCUUUUCUAAACACUUUUUGGUGUAAACCUUGUUUUAAAAAAAAAAAACUUUUAUCACUCUUGACGAUGCCAUCUCCUCUGGUCACGAUUCCAGUUGACGAUUCAUGUUAGCCGACCCGACCCCAAUCACCUUGGGAAUAAGGCUUAGUUGUUGUUGUUGUUGUAUACACAUCUCUACAUCCCCUAUCUACCUAAUAUGAUCCUUCCUAUAUGUUUGCUCUACACAUGUAAUAACAUCAGUCUGACAACCAUUCUAUAAAGCUUUCCCUCUAACCUUAGAGGUAAGCUACUAUGGCACAAUAUCCCGCUCAUCUGUUGUAUUAUGUGAGCUAAUAUUGCCAUUGGUAUGUAAAAUUAAACCAUUUUACCUAAAGUACUCUCGUUUGACUAAUCAAUUUAACGAGUGUUAGUAACUCACCUACACGACAUCUAUAAGAGUGUUUGCAAUUUCUUCUCUAUUGUGUGCUUUACAAAACAAUGAUUCAAAACCCUUCUUCACGUAGAGGUUUAAGAUUCACCCAAACUAAAGUAAGAAAUUAUUCUAGCCUCAUAUAUUCAACGAUGAACUAGAAACUAAUAAUAUACAUCUAUACCUAAACCAACAUAAAUGAAAUAAAAAAUACUCCCUCCAUCUCACAAUCUGGACACUUUUCUUUUAUGUUUGUCCCAAAUUAGUGUGAACACUUCCAUUUUUGGCAUGGACUCACUAUUACUAUAUUAUUUCUUUUACACUCCUUUGGCCCACACGUUUGUUUUAUCAAUAAAAAGUUACCCAACUUUCUCUCUCAUUCAAAAAAAUUAUCCCACAAACUCUUAUCACAUCUACUAUUUCAAUAAAAUAACAUUUGAUAAUCACACUACAACUUAUCACCUUAAAGUCUCGUAACACGUGCUCAAAUCUUUUGGGGACGGAGGGAGUAAAAGAUUAGUAUCUUGGGCUAGGAUACUUCAAUGAUCAUCGUAAGGAAUCAAUAAACAGCAUAAACUACGUUUGUGGCCCAUUUUUACCUCGUUUAAGCGUGCGAAAAUUUCUCUAAAUGUCCACACCUUCGAAAGAGUUUGUGCUGCUCUUUGCUAGUUAUUGUGCAAAAUAUGAUCUUUUCUUGCCUUACCUUUGUUAUUUCUCCAUGACCAAACUCAUAAAAGAGGGCCCACCUCGUAUUACUCAAUUACCUUCGCUUAUGCUUAAACAAUUAAAAUUCUCGACUCACUCUAUGAACAACCAAGAUUUUUGCAUUGUUGUCUGUGUGAUAAUGUCUCCCCUCAAGCUAAGACCUCUUAGUACUUAUGUGUGCUUCUGAACAAAGAUGCUUCUUGCGUGUGGUGUUGCUUUUUGGAUCUUUUCGCUGCUAUAGAAUCAUAAUAGCUCCCCAUGGUAGCUUAGCAUCAAAGUUGUCAUUGACAUAUUUCUCUUAGAAGAUACGAGCAUGGUCAUGCGGAGCCCUUCUCCAUUUCUGUAUGUGGUAGAUUCACAAUUUCUUGUCCACAUUUCCCAAAAAACACAAGUUAUUAUUCUUUCAAGUAAACCUAAGAUGAGUAUCUCAAAUCUAACACCCAUGAUCUAAUUGGUUUUACUUCAAUAAUUCUCACUCAUCCUUAAAGGGUUUUGAGUGCACUUCUCAUCGUGAAAGCAACUCUAUCUUAACUUUUUCUAUGUUUAUAUCUUUCAUCACCUCUUUCUUUUAGCGCAUUAACUUUUGUCCAUCCUUCUUAAGAUCGACCCUAGGCUCUAAUACCACUUGUAAAGGUAGGCAUGGACAACAAUAAUGAGAUAUGAACAAAUCUAAUGCGCUAAAAUAAAGAGGCGAUGUAUAAACAUAGAAAUUUACUCAAUCUGAAUAAAACAAUAUUAUUGUGGUGUUCUUUUUCUCGUAAAGCACUACCAUCCUUAUGAGGAACAUUGGCAAGUCUUUUGUGAAUGUUUGUUAAUCUUUCACCCAUUCUUAUGUCCUAUAAUAAAAUAAUAACUUCAAGCCCUAUUUAUUUGAAGUUUGGAAUCCUACCAUUACUCUAACAUGGGGUAGUUUUACCCCUAAAUAAUAUUUUUAGGAUAGCCUAAAAUCCUAAUGAUAAUAUUCCUAAACUAGUAAAACAUUUAAUUUGGAAUAAAAUGCUAAAAUCUAGAAGGAUUUAGGAUAUUGACAAUUGUCGCAAUCAAGUGUUAAACAUAAAAUGCAAAUCCUUGUUAUGGGGACUAAGCUCACAUUUGCAAGGACGUGUGAAGGUGUGCACAGACAUGCGGGCCUAUAGAGAAGUUCUUGCUCUUUCUCAUCGGUCACGAUAUUUCCUAUCUUCCAGUUUCCUUCUCGCCUUAACUUCGCUAUUUCACAAUGAUCAAACUCACCUCGAGUUUUUGGGGUCGUCUCGUGUUGAACUAUUAGGCUUACACGCUUACUAUGACAUUUUGUAGAUUAAUAUGUCUUAACUCCUAAAACGUGCAUUAACCUAAAGUGAGAUGCUAUAACAUUAUCCAUUUAACUAUUGCUAUACAAUCUUAUAUGCACGCGAUACGUGCGAAAGCAAAUUAAAUUUGCCUUGGAAUUUGAAAGGCCGUGUAAUUUGGCCUUGUUUUUUAUUUUGAAAAAAUUGUUAAAGUUGAGUUUGAUUGUUUUAUAUUUGAGGGUGUAUUUAUAAUUUAGGCUAGACACCAAAUCUUCCCCUCUUUGGUGUAUCUCGUCUUCAGAUUAUGGGUGAUAGAGUCCCUAACUAAUCCUUAAUUUAAUUCUAGAAAAGAAUUGACCACGAGUUUGAAAACAAAGGUACAAGGAUAACUCACUAAACCUCUUUCUGUCCCUAGAAAUGAAAGUAAGUGUUUUGUUGAAAAGUCAAUUUAUCAAACCCUCUUCCCUCUACCUUUUGUAAUCUCACAUAAUGGUUUGGAACAGUCUCUUAAGUAUGAAUUCCCCUUUCAAAAGAUUCUCCUUUUGCUCAUUCAUCACAAUAUAUUACUAUUUGGAGUAGUUUUAGCAUAAGUGACCUUGAAAUUUAUGGAAGUGUCUAAGAGUGGAAAAGAGCCUUGGUGAUAUCCCAUUUACAAUAUCUUGCUGUUGGGAAAUACUCGACGAAUCCUUUACAUAUGUUUUGAACAUGUCCUAGAUCUUGAGGAACUAAUGUUAAGCGAGAUAAUGUCAAAUGGUUCUUUUGAAGUUAUUGAUCAUCUCUCAUAGCCUUGGUGGUAGAUGUAUGAUUUAAGAAGCAGGAUAAUGUUGUGUCAUAUUAGGUAAUUUGAUAAUUGAUAGUACAUGGAGGGAUAUCGUGAAAAGUGUAAGUGAGAUAAUAGGCAUGAUGGACCAUCGCUAGUUUCGAUUGCUCAAUACCUUUUUUUCAUCUUUCGAACAUGAUGGGAUUGUUCAAACCAUUUGGUACACAGAAGGUAAUGCUUCACUAGUCGUUGGCGUCAUUCUUGGCUACUAGUAGUUUAUGUUUGGAUGAUGUCCUGUCUUUUCAUAGGCUUACUGUGUUGUUUCAUAUUACUAUAUUGUUGCAUCUACUCGUCUUUGUUGGAUGUGAGCUUAGCCAUCAUCGUUGGCGUGGUGCUUUGUGGAUUUUGCUUGUAAAGAGGGUGAUGGUGGUGAAGUCGGGUUGGCUGUGGUGGCUAGAGUGGGGAAGAAUAGUUUCGUCUUGACGCACUAGUAGUGUCAGUUGAGUUUAGGGCUAUGUAAAUUCAGGUCCCCAACUAGCCCAAACUGGACCAUUCAUUGUGGACCAAAUCUUGUCCUUCCUGUGUGUCUUCAUUUUUUUGAACUUCGGCUUUUUGUUUGGUUUAAUCUUAGAUUUCUCUUUCAAACUAGUUUGGGGAACUUUUCUUCAAUUUAAUUUUAUUAAUGAAGUUAAAAGUUCUUGUUGCUAAUUACAGUAUGAUUUUUGCUGAUUAAAAUUGUUUGUUGCGAAAUACUUGUUUUAAGCUCAGGAAAACAGGGUAUUGUGGUGAAUGAGGAGAAACUUAGGAUUCUCAGGUUUGCAUACGAUUGCAAGGAAGAAAU
Molecule: messenger RNA, 5094 nt
Organism: Beta vulgaris subsp. vulgaris (sugar beet)
Lineage: Eukaryota; Viridiplantae; Streptophyta; Magnoliopsida; Caryophyllales; Amaranthaceae
Exons: 1
Coding region: 44-976 (310 amino acids)
Source: RefSeq, a predicted model, not a curated record